UGCUCGUCCUUUAUGCUCCCGUUUGAGAUUAACUCCGAAAUUGUAGAGAGAGAGAGAGAGAGCGUUUUUGUGUUUUUCUCUGUUACAACUUAUUAUUAUUAUUAUUGUUUGGGACACAACUCAGAGAGUUCUUGCGAAUUUGCAAUCUCUCUCUCUCUCUCUCUCUAACGUUGGUCUUUCCUUUCCCCUUUCUGCCGACGAUUUUGGUUGUCUCCUUUGGAUCAGUUAGGGCCCUUUGUGCUGGUUUGUAGCUUUUGCUGAAUACCAGCAAUAAUGAAGAAGGUUAUUGGUCAAACUGUUAGGGACCUUAAAAGAGAAGUAAAUAAGAAAGUGCUGAAAGUUCCUGGGAUUGAACAGAAGGUUCUUGAUGCUACCAGCAAUGAACCAUGGGGUCCUCAUGGAUCACUUCUUGCCGAUAUUGCUCAGGCAACCAGAAACCCUCAUGAAUACCAGAUGAUCAUGUCAGUAAUCUGGAAGCGAAUUAAUGACACUGGCAAGAAUUGGCGACAUGUCUACAAGGCUUUGACAGUACUAGAGUACUUGGUGGCUCAUGGGUCAGAGCGAGUGAUAGAUGAGAUCAGAGAACAUGCUUAUCAAAUAUCAACAUUGUCCGAUUUUCAAUAUAUUGAUUCCAGUGGAAGAGAUCAAGGAAACAAUGUCAGGAAGAAAUCUCAAAGUCUGGUUAUCCUUGUGAAUGAUAAAGAAAGAAUCAUAGAAGUUAGGCAGAAGGCUGCUGCUAACAGGGACAAGUUUCGCAACAAUGCAGCAGGUGGAAUGUAUAGACCUGGUUCACAUUCAAGCAGUGGAGCCUAUGGUGACCGAUAUGAUGAUGAUCGUUAUGGAAGCAGGGAGGAAGAUAGAAAUGGCUAUGGUUAUGGAAGAGAAAGAGAAUGGGGCAAUAGAGAUGAUGAUCAACAUAGUCGUGAUGGAGAUCGUUAUGGCAGAGAUUAUGAGGAUCGUUAUGGCAGGGAUGGUUACAGAGAUGACGACUACAGGGGAAGAAGCCGAAGCGUUGAUUACCAAUAUGACACAAGAAGCAGGAGCUCUGAUAGAGAUCGUUGUGAUGAUGAUGGACAACACUCAUCUCGCGGAAGCAAUGCUAAAGCUGAAGACCAAUCUCUGGAAGCAAGGCUUGAGCGGAAACUUUCUGAGCAAAAUAUGGGUGCUCCUCCUAGCUAUGAAGAAGCUGUUGGUGAAUCUCGCAGCCCUGUACACAGUGAAAGAGAUGCGGAAACUUCGGCACCAUCUGCUCCUAGAGACUCCUCUCCUCAUGUAAAUGAUAAUCCUAGUCAAAUCUCUGCUCCUACGGGAUCUUUUCCUGUAAACAAUAAUCCAACCGAAGCAACUACUGCUGCAUCUGGAGCCCAGGAAACUGAGACGACUGAUGACUUUUUUGACCCACGUGGUCCUUCAUCAGCUGCUCCUGCCGCCCCAGCCACCACUAACAGCGUUGAAAUGGACUUGCUCGGUUCCCUCUCAGACUCAUUCUCUUCAAAUGCAUUAUCUCUUGUACCAGCUGCAUCAGCAACUGCUGCUCCUGAUGCAAAUUCUGGAUCAACAGCUUCCUUUGCAGCAGCACCAUCUGGGUCCAAUAAUUUUGAUCAGUCUUUUGAAGAUCCAUUUGGUGACUCGCCAUUCAAGGCUUUUACUUCCACUGAAACUGCUCCAUCUCAACCCCAGACAUAUCAGAGUAUUGAGCCUUCCCAAUCAAAUGGUCUUAAUGCAGAAACAAACUCUAACUAUGGGUUUGGGGAUUCAUUUUCUGUUGUACCAUACUCUGCUCCUGUUUCCUCUGACGCUCAACCUUUCUCUGCAAACUCUCAGUUUCCGUCUCAAGAUAUGUCAUCUUCACAGCCAGAAACAGAUAUUCUUGCAGACAUUCUUCCUCCUGCACCAUUACCUGAGAUGCAUUCACAGCAAAACAUUUCAGCACCUGCUUUUGACCAUCCUUCUUCACCUUCCUUUCCAGCUUCAUCUGGUCAAAUGGCUUCACAACCAUUUUCUGAACCAACGGGCCAAUUCCCCCAGCAAGGUUUCUCAGCUGCAACCAGUCAACCCGCACAAACCUUUCCAGUUCCUACAGAUCAAUUUUCUCAACAACACUUUUCUGCUCCUAAUGGCCAACCAGGACAAGUACAAUCAUCCUUUUCAUCUCCCUCCAGUCAAUAUGCACAACAACCCUUUUCAUCCCACGCUGGUCAACCUGGCUUGCAUGCAUUUUCAUCGCCUACUGGCCAACAUAUGCAGUCACCUUUUUCUUCUCAAGGUGGCCAACCUGCACAAUCAGGUAGUAUGUAUGGUGGAUUGCACUCCCAGGGUGGAUCUCCAAACAUGUCUCCUCAAUCCCAAAAUGGAUAUAAUGGGCAUAUGAAUAGUGGAAACUUUGGAUCAAUGGCAGCUUUUCCAUCACACAUGGCUCCCCAAGCUCCAACAGGACAGCUGUCACAGGGCACCAACUUUCCCCAUCAUGGAGGAUCUAUUGCUCACACUGCUCCGCAUUUGUCUUCUCACUCUCCAACUCAUCAGCCAUCACAGUUUAACAGCCAGAGCUUUACUGGACAACAAGGGAAUGCCACCCCCCAUAGCUCACCAAUUACCAAUCAAUCACUUGCUUCACAAUCAAAUUCUUUAGUUUCUCAACCAUCCAAGGACAAGUUUGAGACAAAAUCAACAGUUUGGGCAGAUACACUAAGCAGGGGAUUGGUUAAUUUGAAUAUAUCUGGACCUAAAACAAAUCCAUUAGCAGAUAUUGGGGUUGACUUUGAAGCCAUUAAUAGGAGGGAAAAGAGAAUGGAGAAGCCCACUACCACGGCUGUAACAUCAACUGUAACUAUGGGUAAAGCUAUGGGAUCGGGUUCAGGUAUGGGUCGGUCUGGUGCUGGUUCUCUCAGGCCUCCUCCAAACCCAAUGAUGGGUUCUGGCAUGGGCAUGGGCAUGGGCAAUGGUCCUAGUGUUGGUAUGGGUAUGGGAGGCUAUGGAGGCAUGAAUACAUCUAUGGGUAUGGGAAUGGGGGGGAUGGGGGGAAUGGGUAUGGGACAAGGAUACCAUAACCAGAUGCAACCCCCAACUAGAUUGCCUCCUGGCUCCAACAUACCAGGUAAUUAUAAUAACUCUAUGAUGGGUCCAGGUAGUUAUGGUCAACAGCCAUAUGGUAGUUAUGGUCAACAGCCAUAUGGCGGCUACCGAUGAGAUAGAACACUAUGCCUAGAUAGCAAGGUGAAGUAUGACUGAUUGUUUUUUGCUACAAGUUGUGAAAGAGAAAUGCCAAUACCAGUGCUACUAGUAGUAGUCUACAUUUUGGGUUUAUAGCGGUGUAUCAUUAAAGCUGCAAUUUUCUGUAAAGUGACCCAGUGUGACGUACGUGUAUUUGUUAUAAAUAUGUUGUUACCAUUCUUUUUGGGUCACCCUUUAUGUAGGUGCUUUGAGCAUCAAUGUUGUGUACCAGUGACUGGAUAUAAUAACCUUGCUUGGGUUAUUGCUUUCUGUGCUUGUUCCUCAUUUUUUGAACACCAACAGGUGGUUUGAUAUUAAUAUAAUUUUUCCAUUGUACCUUUUAUUUUA
This is a messenger RNA of Glycine soja, 3561 nucleotides long. RefSeq names its product clathrin interactor EPSIN 2-like. Lineage: Eukaryota; Viridiplantae; Streptophyta; Magnoliopsida; Fabales; Fabaceae. Bases 274 to 3189 code for a protein of 971 amino acids. The transcript is spliced from 14 exons. Gene Ontology annotation, biological process: endocytosis. Gene Ontology annotation, cellular component: endosome; plasma membrane; clathrin vesicle coat. Gene Ontology annotation, molecular function: phospholipid binding; clathrin binding. The record is from RefSeq and is a predicted model, not a curated record.